UCUCUCUCCCUCUCUCUGACACUCCCUCUACUCCACAGAGUUAUCAACACCAUGCUGGUGACCUGUGCUGUCUGCUGCUACCUGUUCUGGCUGAUUGCAAUUCUGGCUCAACUCAACCCUCUCUUUGGGCCUCAGUUAAGCAAUGAAACAAUCUGGUACCUCAGAUACCACUGGCCUUGAGGAUGGCUGUGCUGUGCUGCAGCUCACUGACAGGUGCAGAGGAGAUGAAACCUGCAGUGACCCAAAGGUGCCCUUUCUGGAGCUGUUGGACACAAAGCCUGCAGUAAUGCCUUAACCUUUCUAACGUUCUUCAAGUGGCUUCUUCAAAGUCCUGUGGUUUUUCUACUAUUCCAUUUAACAGAGUGCCUAAUGCAAUUUAUACUCCUCUUUGGUACUGUCCAUUUUGACUGUUAACUCCAGAUGUGAUGAAAAUUUCUAUUUUUUACGGGGCAUGGAAUCACAUUUCCUGUUCACUUUAUCUGUAAUAACUCUUUAUAUUUGCAGGUCUUAGCUUGUCUGUCAUUGUGCUGUUCACCCCUGUUCUGUUUGCACUGGACAAAAAUGUGUGCAAUAAACUGUGUGAGGAGAGGACAAGCAGUGGUACCAUGUGCUGAUGGUGAUUUUUUUUUUCCCAAAUUAAUUGUAUUCUUGAGAAAUCUGGCCUUAAAUUUCACAUGCCUGGAAAUAAAACUAAUCCUCUGCUUGAUACAAAACGUUCUGGUGCCAUGUUUAACUGUUAUUUGUCUGUGGGUUUAAUUGGAUACUUGGAGUUGAGCUGAGGAUGUUUACAUGAUGUGGAUAAAUUGUAAUGAAGUUAAAUAGCAGGAAUAGAUGGGGAACUGUUGCCUGUAUUGAGACCUCUGGGGUAGAUCUAUAAUAGGAUUAAACUUGCAAUUUAAAAUUGCUGAAAGGUGCAGGAAUAAGUGAAUUCUUGGCUUGAGAGCCUCUUUUCCAGGAACUUCCCAUUGUCUGAGGGGGACUCAGAGUAGCAAAGGUAACGUGGUUAAUUUGAUGAAGCCUUCACUGUGAUUUUGACUGGAGGCUGAUUUAAUCCCUGGCACAUUUGGAGGAUAUUAUAGGAGCAAAUGGAUUGAAUUGAAGAGCAAACAUUCCAGUUGUUUUGUGCUGACCUGACCCUUGCAUGUGCAUUGCAGAGCUGGCAAAGCCCAUGGCAAUGUGGGCAGGGGGUUCCUGAGGCUCCUCAGUGUCAGCUGAGCCCGUGGCUCUGGGAUGGAUCUGCUCUGUUGGUUCUGAGGAGCAGCUUCCCAGGGUAUAAAUGCUGCUCCCUGAAUGCCUCCUGACCUCAUGUCCAGAGAAAUUACAGUUAUUCCCUUUAUUGUUGUGCACAAGGACAUAAUGGAAUGGUUAAUAUUUUAUUUGCUUUUCCCUCUUGGAUAGCACCAUUAACUGUUCAGUGGGACAGCACUCAUUACUACACAGGAAAUUCCAAGAUCCUGACAUGUAACUUGCAGUGAUCCAAAACUGGACAGUGUGAAUUGCAAAAGAAGGAAGAACGUGCCCAUUAUUACAAAUAAACAUAGCAGCUGUUGGGACUGCAAUAGUGGAUUUUUUUUUUGUCAUGUCACCUUCUAAGAGCUGUAUUUUACCAUGCAAGAUGUUGUACCCUGUCAUGUUACACAGUCUGUACCAAAAAUUACAAGGAAAAUUGGAACCAAGUGAUCAUAUAAAAACUUGAAGUUGUUGUUUGAUUUUUGAAGUGUGUGGAGAAUAAAAUAUGUUGACAUUGUACGAGA
Messenger RNA from Zonotrichia albicollis (white-throated sparrow), 1754 nucleotides. NCBI's taxonomy places the organism in Eukaryota, Metazoa, Chordata, Aves, Passeriformes, Passerellidae. The record is from RefSeq and is a predicted model, not a curated record.